Trichomonas vaginalis G3 is the source of this 855-nucleotide messenger RNA. RefSeq lists its product as uncharacterized. The coding region runs from base 1 to 855 and encodes 284 amino acids. The transcript has a single exon. The record is from RefSeq and is a predicted model, not a curated record. Lineage: Eukaryota; Parabasalia; Trichomonadida; Trichomonadidae. Gene Ontology annotation, molecular function: protein binding.
AUGGAAGAAAUUGUACUCGAUAGACUUGGUAUAACAUCAAUCGAACCAGAUCAAUUAAAAUUAUUUCCUAAUUUAACAGUACUCUAUAUCACGCAUAACAAGCUUAAAAUACUCAACAACCUUCAACCAUGUAUACGAUUAAGUUUUAUUGAUGCAAGAAACAACCAAUUAAGUGAAUUAGAUCUUAAAAAGCAAACAUUCUUACGAGUUCUUUAUCUAGCGAAUAACAAAUUUGAAUAUAUUGAGAACUUUAUGAAGCAAACAUCACACUUACGUAACCUUGAAGUUUUAGAUUUGCGUGGAAACGAAAUUACUCAAAUUAAAGGUUAUCGCGCAAUGAUGAUAGAUCAAUUUCCCAACCUAGAAACACUUGAUGGCAUAGAUAUUACAAAAUCAGAAAGAAUCAAAAAUAACGUAUUUCAAAGAUCAACAACAAUACAACGAAAGCCUCAAACAAUGCUAGAAUUUCUUACAUCCUUACCACUUUCUGAUGCAGAUACAGUAGUUUCUCGUCGCGCAGGACAGAUUAGGGUAGCAACUGAAUUAAGACUCAAAAAGGAAGAAGAAGAAAGAACUAAGUUUGCGAGAAUGCAAAAGGAAAAGUUUGAAGCACUCGCUCACAUCACACGAGCUCCAUUGCCAGACUCAAUUGGAUUUAAGCAUGAAGAAAAAGAAGAGAAGAACGAAAACCAUGAUGAAGGAAAGCGUAGAUCCAGAUCAAGAAUGUAUAUUAAGACAUCAACUUUUCCAGAAGCAGCUAAAGAUGAAGGAACAAAAUUCUUUGAAUAUAUGAAUCCUAAGCUACCAAAGAUUCCAACUCGUGCAUGUAAUGAGGCAGUAGUUUAUCCAAAGUAG